This is a messenger RNA of Symbiodinium natans, 636 nucleotides long. The record is from the annotation of a GenBank genome assembly. NCBI's taxonomy places the organism in Eukaryota, Dinophyceae, Suessiales, Symbiodiniaceae.
AUGACUGGCGGGACCCAGCUGCCAUUGGAUCAUCGCGAAGUGAUCGACUAUCUCUUCAAGCUCCUUCUGAUUGGAGACUCAGGUGUCGGCAAGUCUUGCCUCCUGCUCCGCUUCGCCGAUGACACCUACACGGAGAGCUACAUCAGCACCAUCGGCGUCGACUUCAAGAUCCGCACCCUGGAGCAGGAGGGCAAGACCAUCAAGCUGCAGAUUUGGGACACGGCCGGCCAAGAGCGAUUCCGAACCAUCACCAGCAGCUACUACAGAGGUGCGCAUGGCAUCAUUGUCGUGUACGACGUGACGGACAAGGAAUCCUUCAACAACGUCAAGCAUUGGGUCCAGGAGAUCGACAAGUAUGCGGCCGACGGUGUGAACAAGCUGUUGGUGGGCAACAAGUGCGACCUUUCUUCCAAGAAGGUGGUCUCGUACGAUGAGGCGAAGGAACUCGCCGACUCUUUCGGCAUCCAGUUCAUGGAGACCAGCGCCAAGAACGCCCACAACGUCGAGCAGGCCUUCCAGACCAUGGCAAAGGAAAUCAAGCAGCGGGUGGCCUCGCAGCCGCAGGCCAAGGCCGGACCCGGCAGCACCACUCUCGGUGCCGGCCGCCCUGUGCAGCAGGGAGGCUGCUGCAAGUAA